Thalassophryne amazonica is the source of this 577-nucleotide messenger RNA. RefSeq names its product small nuclear ribonucleoprotein polypeptide C (gene snrpc). The coding region runs from base 94 to 543 and encodes 149 amino acids. The transcript is spliced from 6 exons. NCBI's taxonomy places the organism in Eukaryota, Metazoa, Chordata, Actinopteri, Batrachoidiformes, Batrachoididae. The record is from RefSeq and is a predicted model, not a curated record. Gene Ontology annotation, biological process: spliceosomal snRNP assembly; mRNA 5'-splice site recognition; mRNA splicing, via spliceosome. Gene Ontology annotation, cellular component: nucleus; U1 snRNP. Gene Ontology annotation, molecular function: zinc ion binding; pre-mRNA 5'-splice site binding.
CCUCACUUUCUUUUUAAGCGGAACAAGUAACAAUAGGUUUAAUAUCUGGUCGGAAGACUUAUGUGGAACACCGAAAUCACAUUGCUAUGAAACAUGCCUAAGUUUUACUGUGACUAUUGUGACACCUACCUUACACAUGACUCUCCAUCAGUGAGAAAGACCCACUGCAGUGGCCGUAAACACAAAGAAAAUGUGAAAGAUUACUACCAGAAAUGGAUGGAGGAGCAAGCUCAGAGCCUGAUAGAUAAAACAACGGCUGCAUUUCAGCAGGGAAAGAUUCCUCCAACGCCAUUUCCAGGAGGCCCUCCCCCAGUCGGUGGUCCUCCACGACCUGGCAUGCUACCAACACCCCCAAUGGGAGGCCCUCCCAUGAUGCCCAUGAUGGGUCCUCCUCCCCAUGGUAUGAUGCCUGGUGGUCCUGGAGGCAUGAGGCCACCGAUGGGAGGACCCAUGCAGAUGAUGCCCGGACCUCCACACAUGAUGCGUCAUCCUCGACCAAUGAUGAUGCCAGUCAGACCUGGCAUGAUGCGACCUGACAGAUAAGACUGGGCAGAUUAAUUUUUUUUUCCAACCCCCC